GCUAGCUAUAAGUAUCAUACAUUCUUAUGAGUUGUAUUAUAUAAUUUGCUCCAAUUUUUAUCAUAAAUAACCGAUCAACUAGGUGUUACAUUCAUAAUAAAAAGAGAGCAAAAAAUGGUUUUAUCUACGGUGGUUUGUGGCUCAACAAAUUUGGCUUUUGAAUUAGAUCAUAAUCACACUAAUGGCACUAAUGUUGUCACGGCGAAAAAGGAGCAAAGUUACAAUGUCCGGAAAGAGAUUGCUCUAGGCUGGAAUAAGCACACCCCUUGCAGCCUUGACAUCAAGGAACCCGAGGUUAACGAUGAGCUGACCGGAGCAACGGAAGCUUAUAUGGCGGAUGUUUUGGCAAGAUACACGGAUAGAUGGCUUGAGAGGACCAAACACAAUCUAGGAUAUCAACUGAAUUCAGACUUUAACUAUGAUGCUCUUGGUCCUUUGCAACGACUGUCAAUUAACAACGCCGGUGAUCCAUUUAUUGCGGGCAACUAUGGUGUGCACUCAAGGGACUUCGAAGUAGGUGUAUUAGAUUGGUUUGCUCGUCUCUGGGAGAUCAACAAGAAUGAAUAUUGGGGAUAUGUUACCAGUGGUGGAACAGAAGGAAACCUACAUGGCCUACUUAUAGGGAGAGAAAUGUUUCCUGAUGGAAUAUUGUAUGCUUCGAAAGAGGCACACUACUCGGUCUUUAAAGUUGCACGUAUGUACCGAAUGAAUUGUGUUAAGGUUGAAACACUAGCUUCUGGGGUGAUUGAUUGUAGAGAUUUGAAGAAAUGUCUUCUUAACAACAAAGAUAAACCUGCCAUCAUGAAUAUGGCCAUAGGGACUACGGUAAAAGGUGCUAUUGAUGAUAUUGAUCUUGUGGUACAAACACUUGAAGAGUGUGGUUUCCCACGCAAUCGAUUCUAUAUCCAUUGUGAUGCAGCCUUGUUUGGUCUUAUGCUUCCAUUCCUAAAUCAGGCGCCUCAUAUAACAUUCAAGAAGCCAAUUGAUAGUGUAUGUGUUUCGGGCCACAAAUUCGUGGGAACCCCGAUGCCUUGUGGUGUUCAGAUGAUUAGGAUAGAACACAUUAAUGCUCUAGCAAGGACUAAUGUAGAGUAUAUAGCCACAAUGGAUACUACAAUCAUGGGAAGUAGGAACGGUCAAGCCCCCGUCUUCUUAUGGUAUGCAUUGAACCGCAAAGGGUACAAUGGACUCAAGAAAGAGGUUCAAAAUUGCCUAAUCUUAGCCCGUUACCUUAAAGACCGGCUUAGAGAGGCCGGAGUUAGUGUCAUGCUCAAUGAGCUAAGCAACACCGUGGUAUUCGAACGUCCACAAGAUGAGGAGUUUAUACGAUACUGGCAGCUCUCUUGUCAAGGGAACAUAGCUCAUGUAAUUGUCAUGCCUAAUAUGACGAAGAAGACGUUGGAUACUUUCCUCGACGAGCUAGUUGAAGAGCGUUGGAUUUGGUUCAAAGACGGGAAAAAUCAACCUCCUUGUGUUGCUUCUGAUAUUGGCAAAGAGAAUUGUGUUUGCCCUUUGCAUAUCUGAACAUUCGCUUGCUAGUUUGAUGGUUUCAUUAAGAUGCAUUACUUUUCAUUUAUUUAUGUUUUGAGCAUGUAUGUAAUACUACCUCCAGUUCGCAUUACUUACAACAGAGGGGUUUUAUUUGUGAGACAUAAAAUAUUCCUUUGUUGUGAGUAAUGCGAACCGAAAGUAUACUGUACAAGUGUAUUUAUGAUGGUGUGUAUGGAUUUUAUUAUUGAAAUAUUAAUGUUUUGUGUUUUAAGUUUAGAUU
Messenger RNA from Chenopodium quinoa (quinoa), 1771 nucleotides. RefSeq names its product serine decarboxylase-like. Gene Ontology annotation, biological process: carboxylic acid metabolic process. The transcript is spliced from 6 exons. Gene Ontology annotation, molecular function: pyridoxal phosphate binding; carboxy-lyase activity. NCBI's taxonomy places the organism in Eukaryota, Viridiplantae, Streptophyta, Magnoliopsida, Caryophyllales, Amaranthaceae. The record is from RefSeq and is a predicted model, not a curated record. Bases 115 to 1524 code for a protein of 469 amino acids.